AUGGAGCUGGCAAUGUUCAAUGUGAGUCAUGGCUUCACGGAGUCAGUGGUCCGCGGGCUUAGAUCGGGAUUCCUGGGACCUGAAGACUACCGGCGGCUCGGCAGCUGCGACACGCUCGAGGAUAUGCGCUCCGCCCUGGAGGAAACGGACUACGGGACUUUCCUGCAGGAUGAGCCCUCCCCGUUGCUGGUGUCCACCAUCUCCAAGAAGUGCUACGAGAAGCUGGCGGACGAGUUCCGGUACCUGAAGGCCCAAACGGUAGAGCCCCUGUCCACCUUCAUGGACUUCAUCGCGCGGGAGAAGAUGAUCGACAACGUGUGCAUGAUCAUCCAAGGAGCCUUGAACAACAAGGCGCCCAAGGAGCUCGAGGAGAAGGUCCAUCCCCUGGGCGUUUUUGAGGGCAUGAAGGUGAUCAUGUCCGAAUCCUUCGAUGUGCAAGGGGGCUUUGACGAUGUGUACCGCAUCUUCUUGGUGGACACGCCCAUCGGGCCCUACUUCGAGGAAUACCUCAGAGAGGCGGACCGCGACAAGGACGACAUGGCGCGGUCCGGCAUUGAGACGUCGCAGGUGGGGGGCAUUUUGACCAAGCAGGACCUGGAGAUCAUGAAGACCAGCCUGAAGAAGGCCUGGCUGGAGGACUUCUAUGGCUUCGUCCAGUCGCAGGGGGGCACCACAGCCGAGGUCAUGGGACACGUCCUCAAGAUGGAGGCAGACUUCCGCGUCCUGCUGGUCACCAUGAACGCUCUGAACACCUCGCUUAGCACCGAGUCCUCCCUGCAGGAUCGAAAUGCCUUGUAUCCCAACUUCGGCUACCUUUACCCGGAGGGCACCAAGGAGCUGCGAAAGGUCUUCAACGACACCACGGUGCGGGCGGCGCUGGAGCCCUACUCCAAGUACCUGCAGCUCUUCGAUCAGGUGAAGGACUUCUAUGACUCCGAGUCUGGUGGGCGUGGCGCUGGCUUCCAAUCCAUCGAGGAUUUGAUCUACGCCGAGAAUGUCCACAUGUACGAGAUGGCCUUCGAGCAGCAGUAUCACUUCGGGCUCUUCUACGCCUGGGUGAAGCUCCGAGAGCAGGAGAUCCGAAACAUCAGGUGGAUUGCCAACAUGGUUGUCCUGGACAAGAAGGACCACAUCGAUGAUACCAUCGUCCCCAUCUUUCAGCCGCGCAUGUAG
This is a messenger RNA of Effrenium voratum, 1173 nucleotides long. Lineage: Eukaryota; Dinophyceae; Suessiales; Symbiodiniaceae. The record is from the annotation of a GenBank genome assembly.